AUGAUAAAAAAUAUUGUGAAUCAAUUUAUUAAAAUAUAUGGACAGGAAUAUUUAGGAGAAUGGGAUGCUAUACAGAAUUUGACAAUUAAUUCUGUCACUUCUCCCGAGAUAAUACUUAAAAACGUUCCGUUCCCUGAAAAAUUUUUCGAAUUAGCUGAUUUACCCUUGGAAAUUAUUUAUUCUAAUAUUAAAAACGUGCGCAUAAAAUUUUUGUGGUCUUCUAUAUUUUCUAGUAAUAUCAGUCCUAUAAAUAUUUAUGCAAACGAUAUAUUUCUGGUGGUAAAAUUUUCAUAUCCAAGUAUUUGGAACACCAAUAAAACAUUGAAUAGUCAAUAUGAAGUUAAAAAAAAAAAGUUAAGAAAAUGGGAUAGUGUUAAUAUAUCUAAAGAAAAAAAGGAAGAGAAUUUUCUAAAAGCUCUACCUAUAAAAUUAAUUAACUCUCUAAGAAUAUUUGCAGAAAAUAUUAAGAUAAUAUUUUUUGAUAAUCAUAUACAUACAAAACCAUUCACUCUAGAAUUUUUUGUAAAAAGUUUCAAAAUUGAUGAGUUAAGUAAAUACAAACUGAAAUUAACGGAAGAAGAGAAAAAAAAUAUAAAGAAAAAUUUGUUAAUUAAUAUAUGGAUACGAUUAAUAGGUAUUCAUAUGAUUUAUAAAGAGUAUCGAAAAAAAAUCAAAUAUAACAAGAGAGUUAAGAAGAAGGAAAACGAAGAACAAGAAGGUAAAAGGGAUAAUUCGAAAGAUGGACAUGAUAAAUCACAAAAUAAAAAUGAAACCGUUCAAGAUGAAAUGUUUCUCACAGCCAUUGAAAAUUUAUUCAGCAAAAGCACAAAUUCGCUUAAAGAACCAAUGAAGAUGCAUUUGAAAAAGAGUCAAAGCAAGGUUUUACAUAAAAAUAGGGAUGGAAAAUAUUGCUCAUUUAGUGAUUACGAAAUGAAUGAAAGAAUAAAAGUAGGAUCUUUAAGAAAGAAAAAAAGAAAGAGAGAAAUUAAUAUAAUGAAGAAAAAAGAAAAGAUGAAAAAUAUAUAUAAAAAAGAUUCUUCAGAUGGUAGUUCAUUUAAAAAAGAAGAACGUUACUAUUUUGAUAUUCCAAGAAAUAAUAUAGGAUUCAGAAUAACUCCAAAAGAAGGAAUAGAAUUACAUGUUAUAUUUAAGAAACAUGAUAUAAAAGCUUUAAAUGAAUUAAAAGAAGAUAUAAAAUAUUUUAAAAAUGUUGAAUUGUCUAUUUUAAGACAUAACAAAGUAUAUAAUAAUGAAACUGAACUGAACAAUACACCAAGAGAUGAUAUGAAUGCAAAAACGUCAUGUAACUGUUAUAAUAUUAGUAAACAAGUAUCAAUGGAUGAAAACAGUAAGAAUAAUAUUAAUAUUGAACAUAAUGAUAAUAAUAUAGACAAUUUUGAAAACAAUAAUAGUAAUAAUUAUUAUAUGAAUAAUAAUUUUCCUAUAUAUAAUGACCCAGAACAACAUAAGGUUAAUAAUAUUAAUAAUGAAAUUAUAUCAAUAGAUUAUGAUUUGAUUAUAGAAAAUGGAUUUAAAAAUGAUAUUCCUCCUACAUUCAAUAAUAUAUCAAAUUAUGAAAAUCUAGAAAUUAAUUUUACUAGCGAAUGUUUUAAUGCCUUUUUUAAUUUUAUAAAAUAUAUAGAGUUCUAUUAUUUAUAUAAAGGUGGAUGUACGAAAAUAUUUAAUAUUGUGCCUAGUAUAGAAGAGUGUAUAAAAUAUUCAGAAUAUAGAAAAAUAUGCAAUCAAAAGAAUUCAAAAAUGAAUCAUGAAUAUGCUGAAGAGUUCAUAAAUAAAUUUGAAGCUUCCUGUCCUAUUCACCUAUUAACAAAAUUAAGAUUGUUAUCAGAUGAACGUGUAUAUAGUAAAGAAUAUUUUAAUAAUAUACAGAAAGGUGAAUGGAAAAAGUUAUUUUAUAAUUUUAUAAAGAAUAGGAAAGGAAAAAAUUAUAUGAUUGAUGAAAAUUUAGAGAAGCUUGAUAAAUGGUUUACUCAUGAUAUGUUAUUUAAUUUAGUUAUACCACAAAUUAACUUUACAUAUAUUCCUUUAAAUUUGAAUCAUUAUAAUAAUAAUAAAAUAUAUUAUAAUAAAUGUUUUUUAUCUUAUAAUAUUAGUUAUUCGUUUUUAUUUAAACAGGAAAAAUUAUCAACUAUGAAAAAGAGAUAUGCUAUAUAUUUGCAUAAUUUUAAUAUUCAUUCUUUAUUUGUACUUUUUAAAAGAAAUAAAAAAUUUCUUAUAAAUAAAAAAGUUUGUCCAAUAUAUUUAAUAGAAAAAUUGGGUAUAAAAAACCAUUGUGUAUAUAAUGAAAUUAGUUAUAAAUGUAUGAAUCCUUAUGAUAUACAUCCAAAUAAUUUUAAUGAAGAAUAUUUACUGGAGCAAAAUUUUAUCACAGCUCCAAAUAUGCAAAAUGGAGACAAUUAUAAUAAAGACAUAAAUGAUAAAAAUUGUAGGGAUAAUAUUAAUCAAAAUUAUGAUAAUGAGAAAAAAAAGAAAAAUUAUAAGGGUUCCAUUUUAAAUAGUUUAGGAAAAAAUACGAACAAUAUAGAUAUACACAAUGAAUUGAAUAAUAAUUUACCUAGUUACAUAAUGAGAUCUAAUAGUACAUGUAGUAAUUAUAAAAUACAUUACGAAGAUAACUAUAAUAAUAUGGAACAUUACAAUAAUAUAGAUAAUUAUAAUGAGAAUAAAAAAUUUAGUCAUAUUAUAACAACUAAGGAAAAAGAAGCGUAUAUGAGAUCAGUUGGUCGUAAGGGGCGAAAUCAUUUAUUUUAUAAUGAAUAUUAUAAUAGUACAAUAAGUGGGCAACAUAAAAAUAUGCACAUGAAUAGCCUUAACUAUAAUAAAAAUAAUGAUAACAAUUGUGAUAAUAAUUAUGAUAAUAAUUGUGAUAAUAAUUGUGAUAAUAAUUAUGAUAAUAAUUAUGAUAAUAAUUGUGAUAAUAAUUGUGAUAAUAAUUAUUAUUAUGAGAAAAAUUACAUGUGUCAUAUAUUUUUCAAUAAUUAUAACAAAGUUAAUGACAAUAUGCCAUAUAAAUAUAUAGAUCGUAACAUAGAUGCAAAUUAUGUUGAUAAUAAAAAAAUACCAAUAGAAAACUUACAAAGCUUUAAAAAUGAAUAUAUUUCUCAAAACAAAAACAUGACUAUGAACAAAGUGAAAUAUGAGAAUGAUCUUAAUAAUAACAAAAAUAAUGUUGAUACUAAGACAGGUGAUAAAAAAGGAUUUUGGAAAUUCAUUUUAGGAAAGAAAUAUAAAGGAGAAGACAAUUCGAUUAAAAAUAUUAAAUCAAAUUCUAAUUCCAUUUUAGGAACUAAUUUUGAUUUAUUAAUAUAUAAUAAAAUUAAUAAAUUACCUAAUUGUACUAUGAUUUUUAUAAAUGAUUAUAGUAAUAAUAUUAGAGAAAUGGAUAUAUAUAUUUGUAAAUAUAUUAUAAAUAUAAAUAAUCUUAUACCUAUAAUGAAUUUUAUACCACAAAAUAAUAUAUGUCUAGAAAUAUUCCUUAAAUAUGAUAAUAUAAUAGAUAAAGAUGUCAUUGAAGCUUUAACUCUAUAUUUAAGUAUGGGUAGUACAAGAAAAAAAAUUGUUCAAGUAUGUAUUGAAAAAAUUAAAACUUAUUUUAUACAUUCUUCUUAUAUCCAUAACGAACUCGUUAAUAUUAAAUCAUUUUUAAAUAAAAUAAAAAAAAAAAAAAAAAAAUUAGUCGGAUCUAUGUAUAGUCGGGAAAUUUUCAUUGAACAUUCUAUACUUAUGGAUCCCUUUAAGUCCAAAAUGGAUGAAAAGGAAAAGUUACAAGAUAAACAAAAAACAAGAAAAAAUUAUGGAAAUAAAAAGUUAAUUGAUUCUAUACAAAAUAAGAAUUUUUAUAUAUCACCUGACAUUAACAAUGUGAAAGAGGUGGAAAAUCAUAAUGUUGAUAUUGUGAAAAAUAUUAAAAAAGACAAAUAUACAAAUGAUAAUAAUUUUGGUGACCAAAUUUCAUCUGCAUUGAAACAUAAACGUUAUGAUAAUCAGAUGAAUAAUUUUGAAAAUAAUCAUAAUAUAAACAAUUAUAAUAAUAUUCUUUAUAAAAACAAACAAAUUAUUAAAUUUGCUGAAAAUGAAGAAAAUAAUGCCUUAAAUAUACAUAAUUUGAUUUUAAACAAUUUGUUUGUACCACAAAAAAAUGUAUAUCAUAUAAAAAAGAAUAAUAGUUUUUUACUCUAUAAAGGAAAAAGAAAAAAAAGUAACUUUCUUUAUUCCAUGAGAAAUAGUUAUUAUACAUUUUUAAAAAAAUAUAUGGAAUAUAACAUCUAUAUGCAUAAAGUUAAAAAUAGUAGUUUAUUAUCUAUAGGAUUUUGUUUUCAAUUGAAAAAUAUUUUCCUUUUCCAUGAUAAAGAAGAUUCUUUAUUUUAUUUACAUUCAAAUUAUAUUAAAUUAGAGCAUUUAUUCAAUCCAUGUUUUAUUAACAAUAAACAUAAUCAUUGUGUUGUUGCAUGCAAUGGAGUUAAAUUUAGAGAAUCGUCUGAUGAUAAAACAACACACAGUUAUAAUUCAAAUAAAAUAUAUAAUGACAAGAAAAAGAAUGAUUCAGAAUGUAUUGGUGAGAAAAACAUGUAUGCUAUGAAUAUAGAUCAAACAGUAAAAAAUAAAGAAUUAUUAUUAUAUAUUAAAUCAUUAAAAUUAAAAAAAAAUAACAAUAUAUAUUCCUUAAGAAUUGAUAUAGUUAAUUGUAAUUUGAAUGAGGUAUGUAUAUCAUUAUUAUCUGUAUAUAAAUAUAUCAUACCAUAUGAUUAUUUAGAAUUAAUAAAAACACGAUUAAAGAAAUAUUAUAGAAUUAAACAAUUUCUAAUAGACAAUAAUAAAAAUACAUCUCAUUUAAGAAACUUUAAUAUAACAAAUAAAUUAUUGUACAUGGUAUUGGAUAAUUUUUUUUAUAAAAAUCACAUAAUUGAAGAAAAAAAUCAAAUGAUUCAUAAUAAAAAAUAUGGUGAUAAUAUGAAUAUUAUUAAAGCAAAUAAAAAUUAUGAAAUGUAUAUAAAAAAUUUAGUAAUCAAAAUAUUAGAUCAUGAAAAAAUAUUAUAUAAUAAGGAAGAUUUUGAACAGAUUUUUUAUAUGAUUGUAAGAAGGAAUGUAUAUAAUAAACAAAGAUUUGAUAGUUUACAUUUUAAACAAAAUGAUAUAUUAAAAAAAAUAAAUAGUAUUAGAAAUGAUAAAAAUAAAUAUAUUCUUGAUAGUACAGAGGACACAUUUUCUUUUAAUACUAUGGAAAGAAAUUCAGCUGAUUAUUUGUCUAAUGAGAAAUAUAAUAAAUAUAACAGUUCGAUAAAUGAUAUUUCGAUAAAUGAUAGUUCGAUAAAUAACAGCUCGAUAAAUAAUAUUUCUAUAAAUAAUAUUUCAAUUAAUAAUGAUUCAAUUCAUAAUGAUAGAAGGAAUAAUGAUUCAGUAUAUAAUAACUCCUUGAAUAAUUAUUCACAUUUGAUAGACAAAGAAUACAAUUCUAGUAUGGAUAAUACAUUUAUAAGUAAUAAUGAUUAUUAUAAUGUUAAUAGUUAUUCAUUUAAAUAUUCUGAAAACUAUUAUUCUGAUAUUGAUAAAUAUUCCAAUUGUACCUAUAGUUACAAUGACGAAAAAGAACAGAUAUUAAUAAAAGAAACAAAUAAAAGUAUGGAUAAUGAGGAAAGAGGAGAUACACAAAAGAUAAAGAAAUAUAUUGAUAUGAAAUUGAAUCGUAUAAAUAUAAUUAAACAAGCAAAUAAGGAAUUUUAUCAAAAUUGUAAUUAUCUUAAUUUAAUAGAUCUUUUUAUCUUUGAGAAUAUAAAUUAUGAUGAUGAAACAAUUAAUGAAGAAGACUUAUUUUUUAUAAAUAACAACAACAACAAUAAUAAUAAUAAUAAUAAUAAUAAUAAUAAUAAUAGUGCUUGUAGUGAAAAUGGUAUUACACAAAUUGAUUCAUUAAAUAGAAAAAAUAAUAUUAAAGAGAAAAUAUACUUUUUGUUAAUAGAAAAAACAAAUAUAAGUAUAAAUAAUAGAAAUGAAGGAAUGUUUAAAUUUGUAUUGAAUAAUUUUAUGAGUGAAAUAUGUCGCUUAUAUAAUGGGGUAAAUAUAUCUAUGAAAAUACAAUCUUUUUAUAUAUUUUAUAUACUAAAAGUAUGCAAAAAACAAAUUAAUGUAACAUAUGUUACGGAUAAGAAAAAUGACAAAAUUCAUGUUACAAAUGAUAAAGAAAAAUAUUUUGAAUUAUCAAGAAAAACUAAACGAAAUGAAAAAAAGAAGAAUAAAAAUGAUAAUAUUAUUAAAACAUGUAAGAAAUAUAUCAUAUUAACCGAUACAGUUAGUAAUCUUUUUAGUAUUUCAAAAUGCAAUAUGAAAAAGAAGAAAACCAAAAAUAAUUCAUUUUUUUUUGAUAAUAAUAUAUGUAUAUUAAGUAAGAGAAAGUUUGAUUUAUAUAUAAAUGAUUAUCAUAUGAAUUAUAAAAAUAUGAAACCACAAAUACAUUUAGAUAUUCAUAUUAACAAAUGGACAAAUGAAAAAAUUAUCAAAAUAUCUUUAUCGAACUUUUACUUUUUUUAUAGUUCUACAGUGUUUAUAUUAUUUAGUAAUAUAGUGAUAAAUUAUAUUUUGACAUAUAUUCAAGAAAAACAAAAGUUAAAUAUUCUAUUAUCCCAUUAUGACAAUUUCAGAAGUAGAAUAAAUUCUAUAUAUACCAAUCCACAUUUUGAUAAUAAGGGAUAUACAUAUGAUAAAAAUAAAUCAUAUACAUCUAUAGACAAAUAUACUCUUCACUUUUUGUCAAGAAAUAAACAGAAGCAGAUAAAAUUAUAUAAUGAUAAAUUUGUUAGUAUUGAUCAAAUUGAUAAUAUAUGUGACAGUACUCAACAUAGCAUAUUAGAUGAUAACAGUGAUGAAGAACUUGAAAAUAAAAAUAAGGGUAUUACACAAGAUAGUAAUAAUAAUAAAAAUAAUAUAUAUAUAAAGGAAAAAACUAAAGAGGUUAAAGAUAUGAAUGGAGAUUAUACAGAUAUAAGUGAUAAUACAUUUUAUUAUGAUAUGUAUGAAAAUGAAGAAUAUAGACAAAAAAAAAAAAAAAAUAGUAAACAUUAUUUUGACUACAAUAAAUAUAAACGUGUAGGAGAGGAUAAUCAUAUACAAGGAAUAUUAAAUGAAAAAAUAAAUGAACAGAUUAAUAAUAAUGGUUUAUACAAUAAAUUGUAUUAUCACGAUAAUAUGACAAGUUCUUUUGAAAAACAAAAUACAAUUGAUAAAAAUUUCAACACUCAUAUAUCUCAUAAUAGACAGAAAAAAACAAUUAUUAAUAGUAAUAAUAUUAUACAUGGAUCAGUUAUGAAAAAUAAUUCAUAUAGUGAAGGAAAUACAAAUAAAUCUGAAUAUGAAUUAAAUGAAAAAAAUAAAAAGGACAAGGAAAAAUAUAUAAAGAAUCAUAAGCAAACAAAUGAUUAUACUAAAUAUAAUAUUAGGAAGGAUGGUUGUCGAAACCAAAAUUUAUAUGAAAGCUUAAGAAAAUUUUCUAACUCAUAUUCUGAUUUAAAAAUGUAUGAUAACAAAUAUGAUAAAUUAAGUAAUAAAGAAAGCGACAAUAUAUCCUCACAGAAAGAAGAAAAACAAAGGUAUCAUAUUCCAAAAUAUUCAAAAUUGUAUAAGGUAGAAAAUAAAAGCAAAAAAGUUGAUCAUAUUGAAAGAGUAAAUGAUAUUCCUAAUGGUAUUAAUAGGGAUACAAAAAAUUUCCACAGUUAUAAUAAUGUAUAUUCGGAACAUAAAAUGUAUGAUGAUAAUAAAAAGAAGGACAAUAAAAUUAAUAAUAAUAAUAAUAAUAAUAUAAGUGAUAAUACACGUAGUAACAAUUUUAAGAAAGAUAUUAAAAUAUUUAUUUCUUCUGAAAAUGUAAAUUUAUGUUAUCUUGUGAAUUAUCAUCGAUUUAAAUAUAUUUAUAAGAAGAACUUUAAUAUAGAUACAUAUAUGAAUGAUUAUAUCAAUUUAAUUGAUAGUUGUUCUAAUUUUUGUGAUAAAAAUGAAAAUAAUAAUACUGAUAAUCAUGAACAUGUAGGAAUUAUAAAUAAGGAUUUAUAUAAUGUAAACUUAAACUUUUUAUUUAAGCUUGAUUAUAUGUGUAUAGAAGACAAACAAAAAAGUAUUAUGGCGUUUUUUCCUUUUUUCUAUAUUAUGCUCAUGAAAAAUUGUAAUUAUGUUAUCUCACACCUUACAGUAGUAGAUAUUAAAUAUAACUCUGAAUAUUUUUUUAAAGAAAAAAGAAAAAAAGAAGAAAAUAAGAAAAAUAAUCAUGAUAUUCAAAAUAAUAUGAGGGAUAAAUAUAAUAGACAUUUGUCUAAUUAUAUGAAUUCAAUUUUAAAUAACUCCAGUGAGAACACAUAUAAUAAUUUAAAUAAAGAAACAAAAAAGCAACAAAGUGUUAAGAAUCUUCAAAUUAUAAAGAAGCCAUAUGGAGAUAAGGACAAAACAAAAGAUGAUAUAGAACAUUGUAUGAAGUCUAAUAAAAUGGAUAAAAUGUCCUCUUCUAGUGAUAGUUGUAUAUAUAAAAAAACUAACAGGAAACAAUAUAUAGAUGAUAUUGAUUCUUAUAAUAUUAAUGAUAAAAAUAAAAAAUCAUAUGAUAUUCUUUAUGGAAAUAAUUCUCAAGAAUAUUAUGAAAAUAUUAAAAAUUUGAGGAAUUAUUUGAAAAAUGAUUUGAUUAAAAAUAUAAGUAAAUCAUCAGAACCUAAAUCAAUUGAUGAAACUGUUAAUAAUUUAUAUGAUAUACCAAAUAAUGAUAAUGAAAGGAAAUCUGAGUUCUUACUAAAAAAUGACAUUCAUAAUAAAAUGAAUUCUGUAUGUGGAGAUAAAGAUGAUUAUAAACAAAGGUCCUAUAUUAGUUAUUUAUUAAAUUAUAAAAAGAAAAAUGGUGAAAAUAAAUAUAGUACUAAGAAUAAUAUAAUGAAGCGUUUUAAUUCCUUAAUACAUUUUAUUGGAAUACAUAAUAAUACAUCUAAAGGAGCUAGUAAAAAAAAUAAAGGUAUUAAAAGAUCUCUUAGUUUAUUUAGUUUUAAAUCUUUACCUAUUCGAAGGAAAAAAUUUGGUAAAUGGAAUAGUAAUACAAUUGAUGUGUUCCAAACGGGUCAGGAAAAUAAUUAUAAGAAGAAUAAAAAGAAAACAAAAAAUUUUUUUGGAUUAUUUAAUACGGAUAAGAAUGAUAAUAACAAUAAUAAUAAUAAUAAAUAUGUGAGUUAUAAUGCAGAUUAUAAUAAAAAUAAUUCAGGACUAAAUAAAGACAGAAAUAAUAAUUUGGCAUAUGAAAAAAAUGGAAAAUAUGAAAAGGUGUCAUAUGAUGAAAAUAAAAAUAUAUCAUUCACACAUUUUGAUAAAAGGAAUGUCUCAAUACUUAAUAAAAAUAAAAAUGAGAAUAAUAUUAACAUAAAUUGUGAUACAUUAUCAGGAGAUAAUAAUAUCAAAAAUAAUAAUAAGAAUAAAAAGAAAAAAUGGAAAUUAUCUUGUUGUUCUGUAUCCAUAUUUAAUAUAAAUUUGUUCAAUUGCAUUUAUUUGAAAAAGUAUAAAAAACAUGGAGAAAUAUAUUUACAACCAUUGAUAUAUAAUUAUAAGAAUUCUAACAUAUUAAAUACUAUCUAUGAAAAAUCAGACAUGUAUGAAAAUAAUGCUUUUAAUAUAAACUACUUUGAUAUCAAUAAUAAUUUAAAAAACAUGAAUUAUAAAAAUAUUGUAAGUAAUUAUUAUAUAAUAGAAAAUGAGUUUACACUUAUCGAAUAUAUAAAUCAACUAUAUAAUCUUGAAUGGUUUAAUAAAUUCAAUUUACAUCAUUUGUAUAAUGUUAAUAGAAUACAAUCUAACUUUUCUAAUUUUAUGAAACUGAAUAAAAGGAAAGGUUCUAUUGUAUGUUGUUAUGUUCCUGUUUUUUAUAAAAAUAUUUCAUUGACAUAUAGAAAUAUAUAUAAAUGUUUAUUGAUAAAUAAAUAUAUGGAAAGCAUCCCAUAUUUAUCCAAACUAUAUAAAAACGAACAUAUGUGUAAAUAUUUAUUUGAAAAUAAAAAUAAACAUAACUUGAAUGAUAAUUAUAUUAAAGAGUAUAUAUCAGAUUUGUUAAAAAAAAAACAAUUAGAAAAAGAACAAUAUAAACAGAAAUACAGUUUUGAAUUGAAGAAGGAUAUAUUUAAUGAUAUGAAGAAUGCUGAUGUAACACAAGAUAAAAUUAAUAAGAAUAUAAUCAAGGAGAAAGGGAAUUAUUAUAAUAAUUCUAAUAUGAAUAAAAUAAAUAUGAAAGAAACAAAUAAAAAUAUGAAAUAUUAUAAGAACGAUAAAAGUGAUAGUCAAGAUCAUAAUAAUAAAAAUUACACCUAUAGUAAUAUCCCAAAGGAAUUAUCAAAUGACUUAAAAGAAAAAGGAAAUAAAAAAUAUUAUCAACUUUUCCAAACACAAAUUGUACAAAAUAUUUUUAAUUAUCGUAAUAAAAAUAAACAUAAUAAUAAUAUAGAUAAUAUAGAAAAUAUAGAAAAUAUAGAUAAUGUUAUACAAAAAGAAAUAAUAAAAAAUGAUGUAAAACCUUUGAAUGUAUCAUCUUCCUUAUAUGAUAAUAGCAACGUUUCUUCAUAUCCUUACAAUUUUUAUAAUAAUAAUAGUAAUAGUAAUAAUUGUAACAGCUUGAAUAAUUAUUUAAUUUAUAAAAAAGAUUUUAUAAGCUAUAAUUCGUGGAAACAAAAUCAUAUUUAUAUAUCACUAAAAAAAGAAGUAUCAUGUGAAAUGCUAAAAAAAAAACAGAAAAAAAAGAAAAAGUCUAUUAAUGAAGGAUACCAUUUUUAUAUUCAUUUUUAUUCUUCCAGUUUAAAUAUGGAUCCAUAUUUUUUAUCUACAAUUAAUUUUUAUUUUCUUAACAAUUUAAAUAAAAAUCUUAUAAUGUGUGAUAUAAAAGAGACGAAAGCUUAUUUUAUUCAUAAAUAUAAAAAUAUCAGAUGUUACUACAACUAUACGAUGGGUAUUGAUCAGCACAAUAAUGAUUUGGUGAAUAAAUAUAAUAUGAGUGUUAACAAUAAUAAUAAUAAUGAUAUAUAUGGAGACAUAAAAUAUGGAAGAAACGGUACAUAUCAAAGACAUUCUAUAAGGAAAAAUAGAUAUGGUAAGAAAAAAGGAUAUACAUCAAACUAUGGUGAUAAUAAUAAUAAUAUGUGUGAGAACGUUGACGUGCAUAAGUGUGAUAAUAAGAAAGAAGAGAGUUUCGGACAAACACCUUUUACAAAAUUAGAUAAGUUAUACAAUUUUAUGAAUAGACUUAAUAACAUUUGUGAAAAAAUUCUAGGAAAAUUACAAAAUAAAAAUAAUUUUAUAAUAAAUUUGGAUAUUUCCAAUAUAGAUAUUAAUAUUCUUGAUUGUUCUUAUAUAUAUGAUAGUAAAUAUUUAUAUAUUGAUCAUGUACAUCCAUAUUAUAAUAAUGAAUAUAUUUAUGUAUCUAUGGAACAAUAUGAGAAUAUAAAAAAGAAUAGUGGAAAUUAUUACAAUGAGUUUUGUAAAUAUGAAGAAAUAGAUCAUAAGAGUUUUUCCAAUGAUUUUAAUUAUCUCAUAUUUAAUGCAUUUACUAAUUAUUCAAAUAAUAAUUCUUUUUAUAUUAUCUCAAUUAAUCCAAAUAAGGUUAAAAGAAUGUCAAUAAAAAUGUCAUCAACUAUUAUAUGUAAUAAUAUUAAUAAAGAUUUGAAUUUCCAUGAUGUUUUAAGUAUAUUUGUUCAUACAUUUAAAAUGAAGUUUUCUAAAUUGAAAAUAAAUUACAUGAAGAACAUAGAAAAACAAACAAAAUAUUAUAUGUAUAAAAUGUUAGAAGAAUUGUAUAGUGAUAAGGAUGAUUAUAGUCAAAAGAAACAGAAAAGGGAGAGAACAAAAAGUAAAACAAAAACAAAUACAAGAAGAAAUAUCAACAACAAUGUAAACAAAAAUACAUACACAAGAACAAAUAAUAAUAAUAAUAAUAAUAAUAAUAGGAGUGAUAGUAUAAGUAAUUUUAAUUAUAGCUAUGAUAAAGGAAAUGGUAACAGACAUAUUACCCAUUUGAACAAUAAUAUUUUUAAUACUUUAAGUAAUCAGAGUUCUGCUGAGGAUACUAUAAAUAAUAUGUACUAUAGUUUGUCAAAAAAAAAUAAUAAAAAUAUGAUAAAUCAUUAUGAUAUGAUUAUGAAUUCGUCUAAAUCAAAUGGAGAUACAAAUCAUCAUAGUCAUCAUAAUCUAAGCUCUUCUUUGUCACACAAUGAUGAAUCAACUUCAUGCGCAUCAACAUCCUCCAUUUUUGCUUCUUCAUUAAAUUCAGUAUUAUUUUAUAAUUCUCAAGUAAGAUAUAGAAAUAAUAAAAACCAUGAAGACAUAGGCAAUACAGGUAAGGGAUAUGAAUCUAUGAAUGAAUAUAAUAAUAAUAAUAAUAAUAAUGAUAUGUUAGAUAAUAUAAAUAGACGAUAUAAAUAUUGGAAUGAAGAAAGAAUUUAUUAUGAAAAAAGUAAAAGCUUCUCUGAUAGCGUAUAUACAAAAGAAAGUUUAUGCCAAAACAAACAAAAGAAAAGUAAUUAUGUAAAUAUAGAUAAUGAACCGUUUAUGAAUAUUCCUAAUUCCUUAUCAAAUGAUUACAAUGAUAUAACGCAAAAUACAAUUAAGAAUGAUAAUGAUAGAAAAAUUAGGAAAAAAAUAAAAAGACAAUUUUAUAAGUUUAUUAAAAAGGUAUAUAAAAAUAUAUUAUCACAAAACAGAAAAAAUAAAUUAGUUUUAAAUAAUAUUGUUCAAGAUAAUAAAUGGAUUAUUGAUUUAGAAAAUUUUAUAUGUUUUAUACCAUCAUUUCAAAAAGGAUUUAAAUUGUCAUUAUAUUUAAAUAAAUUAAUAAUUUAUGAUUAUAAUAAAAUAAAUAUAUGUAAUAAUAUUUCACCCUUUAGAUUAUUUAUUAAGAAUCAUGCUUCCAAAAAAUAUUUACAAUUAUGUAAUAAAAUAUUAAAAAUAUAUGAAUAUUUAUAUAUAAGAAAAAUAUUACUGAAAGGAAAUGGAGAAGGGAAAAGAAAAAUGAUAUCGGAAAGUUUAAAAAAUCAAAUAUAUAAUAAUCAGUUUUAUCUUAUAGCAUAUGAAAAUAUGAAGAAUAUAAAUUUUCAUAUAGAUUUAAAAAAUACAAGAUUUACUAUUCAUAAUAAAACAACAAUGGAUUUAAUAAAUUUUUCUGUAGAGCUGUGGAAUAGUUUUUAUUCUUAUUUAUAUGUAUAUACUAUAUUACCUGAGGUUUCGAGUUCCUCAUUUUGUUACCUAAAUUCUUGUAUAAAUGUGGAUAAUUUUCAAAAGGGUUUAUUAUUAUAUAAUAAUAUUUUGAGAAAUUAUAUUAGCAUGUGUAAAAAUGGGAAGAAUGAAAGUAUGGCAUAUCUUAAUCGUAAAGGUUAUUCAUUAGAUGAUAAUCAUAUAAAUAAUGAUCAUAAGAAUAAUAAAAUAUUGAUAAAUGAUGAUAAUAAUUAUGAUAACCACAAUGACAUUUAUAAUAAUAUAAAUAACAAAGAAGAGUCUAAAAAGUGUUCAAUAUUAAACCAUCAUCGAAAUAAUACAAGACAAUCUGAAUACGACAAAUACGAAGAAAGUGAUUGUUGUGAUAAUACAUAUAAUAAAAACAAUUUAAUUAUAUUAGAUAAUAAUACAACGUCAAAAUUGUCUAAUAAUGAACAGACUAAUUUUUCAAAUAUAGAAAAUGAAAAAAAAGAAAAUGAUAAAUUGGAAGACAUGGUAGGUAAUAGUAAUAACUUAGACUAUUACGUAGAUAAGCUCUUUUUUUAUAAAAAUAAAAUUAAUUAUAAAUAUUUAAUUAUAAAUAAGUAUGAAUUUCAUACUGCCGGAAUUCAUAUAUCAUUAAAAGAACUCAAUGAUAAGAAUUAUUAUUUCCUAGUAUUUGUUAAUAAUAAUUUGUUAUUCUUCUUAUAUUUUUAUACAAAAUAUAAAACUAUAUUAGAUUAUGUAUCUAAUGAAAAUGUGUUUAAUCUUACCACCAAUUAUAUUUACCCAAUUGAAAAAGUAAAUUUUAGUAAAGAGAGAAAAUAUGCACAUUAUUAUAUGAAUGAAAACAAUGAGAAAUAUCAAACAAGCACUAAUGGAUAUAGGAAAGAUACGAUAAAGCUAUCCACUAUAUCAAUGUUGAAAAAAAAGAGAAAAAGAAAAAAAAAAAAAAAAAUGAAAAAAUUAAGUAAUCAUAGAAUAAUGAAUAAUUAUAAUAAUGAGAAAAGGUAUAUGAAUAAUAAUGAUAAUAUUCUCCCCCAAACAAAAAAAAAAAAGAAUAACAAAUUUGUUUAUAUCAAAAAAGGAAGUGUUCAUAUGGAUAAUAUGAAUAAUCUCAAUAAAAAAAAUAACAAUAACAACAAAAACGACAACAUCAUCAUCAACAACAAAAACAACAACAACAACAAUAAUAAUAAUAAUAAAUCAAAUAUAAACCAUUAUGUUGAUUUUAAAGAAAAUAAUGAACAAAUAGAAACAAAUAGUAUUUGUAGCUUAAAGUAUCAAAAAACCAAAACCAGUGUAUUUUCACUUGCAAACGAGAAUAAUAUUAAGGAUGAUAAAGAUAUGACACAAGAAAAACGUGGAAAUAAUGGACUAUCCAAUAAAAUUAAAACAACUAUACAGAAAUUUUUUACUAGAAAAUUAUCACAAACAUUAUUAUUAAGUAAUAAAAAGAAAGAAAAAAAAAAACAAAAAAAGGAUGAUCAUUCUUUAUGUAGUUUUAAUGGUAUACACUUUAAUCAUAGAAAAAACAAAUCCUUUUUAAAAGAACAUGAUAAAUAUAAAAACAAUAUAACACAUGAAAAAUAUCUUUCUUUGAAAAAUAAAGAAGCUUAUUUCAACAAAACCAUAAAUUUCAACAUGAAAAUUAAUUUAUUGGAAACAUGGUUUAUACAGGAUGAUUUAUUUACCUAUAAUAAUAAGGAAAAUAUAAAUAAAAAUAUUAAAAUGAGUUAUUUUUUAAAAAAAAGUAGAAAGAAAAAAAAUAAUAAUGAAAUGAUGAAGAAAUAUACAAAUAAGGAUAUAUAUAAAGGAAAUAAAACACGAAGUGAAGAAAUGGAUAAUUCAGAUAGAGAUGAAAGAAUAAACCAAACAAAUAGUAUAGAUACUGAAGUAGGUGAAAUAAUGAAGGUUGUAAAAAAAUUAAGAAUAAAAUCACUUAGUUCUAGUAACUCAAGUAAUAAUUUAAAUAUUUUAAAACUUUUAUGUAAAUCCAAAAUUUAUAAUAACACAUUUAUGGAUAAGAAGAUAAGGAAGCAAAUAUUUUAUCUAGCUAAAAAGAAAAGAUCAAUGAAUGAUGAAGUGUUGGAUGAAGAAUGUAUAAAAAAAAUGAACUUAAAUAAAUAUAGUUUGAAGAAUACAUAUAAAGGUAAUAAAAGGAUAACACUAGAUAUGGACAAGAUAGAAAUGGAAUCAGAAGAUUUAAAUAGAUCUAAAAGGUUCAGUGAGAUAUAUUCUAAUAAUAAUUUGAUGAGUAAUGAAGGAAACGAUACUAAUAAUAAUUAUGAUAAUGAAGAUGAUAUAGAUGAUGAUGAUUCAUUGUGUUAUUUGUUAAAAGACACAAACGGUGAUAAUAAUACAUAUGAUAAUGGUCUUUAUAUGCAUCAAAAAAAUCACGCCCAGAAAAAUUUUGAUAACGAACUUUUUGAUACAAUUAUAGAUAAUGAAAAACGUUAUAGAAAAAGAAGAAAAUAUUAUAAACUGAAACGGAUGGAAGAAAGAAAACGAAAAAAAGAAGUAGAAAAAAAAAGAAAGAAAAGAGAAAACCUUAAAGAAAAUAAAAGAAAUGUAUGCUUAUCUAUAAUAUUCAGUAUAAAUAUAAAUCAUAAAGAAAAGAAAAGUGAAAAUUUAUUUUAUUUAGAAUCUGAAGUAAAUAAUUUUAAUAUUAUGUUAGGAAAAUGUUAUUCGUUUACUGAAAUAUAUGAUAAACUAAAAUUAUUUAAAGGGAAAACAAAUAUGAAAUCGUCUAUAAAUGGUUCCAUAAUAUUUGAUUUAAAUUAUAUGACCCGAAAUAUAGAUUAUCCAAAAUCAAGAAGUAGCUUUUAUACAAUUAAAAAUUAUAAUGAUAAUGAUAAUAAUAUUAAUAAUAAUAAUAUUUAUAUUAUUAAUAAUAAUAAUAAUAAUGACAAGGAACAACUAAAGAAAGAGUUAGAAUAUUCUUUUUACGAUAACAGUAAUUUUUACGAUAUAUAUUAUAAUGAAAUGAAACAUAUGGAAAGAUUAAAAAUUAUACUUUGUAAUAAAAAAUUAAAAAGAGAAAGAGGGAAUGAAAUAAAGAAAGACAAAAAGAAAAUGUGUAUACAUAACAAAAAGGAUUAUAACAAUAAUAAUUAUUAUUAUGAUAAUGAUAAUGAUAAUGAAAAGAAAAGAAGAAGAAAAAAUAUAAAUAUAAAAAAUAAAAAAAAUAAAAAGGAUUUAGUAAAUAAAAAUAUAUUUUACAGUAAUAAUUUAAUAUGCCAUACAAAUGAAGAAACUAAUGAGUCCCAUAAACAUUCGAUUUAUUAUAAUAAGAGCAAAAAUAUAAACAGUUCUAAUAUUUUGUUCUUAUCAACAUAUAAGACAAAAGUACUUUAUGAAGAUAAAUAUAAUAUAUUUUUGAAUGAAAAUAAUAAUAUAUUUAUGCCCAAUAUUAAAGAAGAAAAUGAAUGUUUUUUAAAUAUGAACAACAUUUAUUUCAUGAUAAAAUCAAGAGAAGUAAAAAAGUCUUAUAAAAUAAUAUUCAAAGAGUUAUUAAUUAAUGUCACUAUUGAUAAUAUAAAGGAGUUGUAUAAAUUGUAUAAUAAUUUCCGUUAUAAUAUUUAUUUUGCAAUUUUCUAUAAAAAUUAUUUUUCUUUUUUUAAAAAUAUAUAUAUUCAUCCAUUUAAGAAUAAAAAUCAAAACCUGCUUAAAAAGUCGAGCGAAAAAUUGGAGAUUCAAAACAUUUAUUUGAGAAGUAUGCAUAAGUUUAAGGUGUUAAAAAAUCAUAUAAUGUAUAAUAAAUUGAAGCAAAUGAAUAAAAAUAAGGUUUAUAGAAUAAAUAAAAAUAAAUAUAUGUACCAAGAGGAAACAGAAGGAAAUAGAAAUGUUUCCUUUCAAAUGAACAAAUAUAAAUACAUCGAUAAAAAUAAUCAUUGUGAUAAUCAAGAUGAUAAUUUAGAUAUCAUUAGUUGCAACCAAAAUGAUAAAUAUUACAAAUAUGUGAAUAUGAACAAAAUGAAGAAACAAGAUAAUGUAGAAAAUAAUAUAAUUAUUAAAGAUAAAAAGAACAAAUCAAAAGGUUCAGAAAAGGAAAGGAUAAUAUGUAGUACAAAUAAUACUAAAAAAGUAGAAAAUAUAGAAAGUCCAAAAUGUACUAAUAAAAUAUUAUAUACAUCAUUUAGUAAUAAAAAUGAAAUAUUUAAUGCGCAAGAUAAAUAUCCAUAUGAAGAAAGUAAAUAUAUAAAGGACACUUUGAAAAAAGGAAAUGAUAAAGUGAAAGGUAAUCUAUAUAAUCUAAUUAAAGGAAAAACUAUAUAUGAACAUGGUUGGGAAGAAAACCAAUAUAACCACAACAAUAUAAAUACAUUAUAUUAUGCUCGUAAACGUUUUCUUAUAUCAAAUAUAAAUAUUUAUAAAAAGAUGGUAGACAGUUAUAUAAAAAUUCAACCUUUCAUUAAUUUAGAAAAUAAAAAUAUGAAAUAUUUUGAAAUUAUAUACAAUAUAAAAGAAAAAUAUACAGAAAUGGAAUUAUAUAAAGAAAACUUAUAUAAUUUAUAUAAUCAGAUAUUUUUAAUAAUUAAUAAUAUUAAUAAUGAGAAAAAUAUUAUAUGUCAUGGAUUGAUAUUUUUAAAAUUAUUAAAUUGCUUUUAUCCAUAUAAUAAUAAUUAUAUAAGGAAUUUACUUUAUUAUUUAUUUGUAUUUUCUAAGUAUAAUAAAUUCGCAUAUUAUUUAUGUAAUAUUAAGAAAUAUUUUCAUUAUAAUUAUUUUCUUACAUUUACCAAAAUUCUACAUACAAAUGAUAUAUGGAAUGAUAUUCAUAAAAAUGAGAAAACAAAAAAUAAUUCUACGGUAUUUUAUAAAACUAGUCAACAAUAUCAUUCGUUGACAAAUGAUACAAAACAUGGACCUCUUAUUUUAAAUACAAAUCAAAGAAUCAAUGAAAAUGUUUCUAUACACAAAGAAAUUACACAAAAUUUUAAGAAGGAAGGGAUGUUUAAAGAAAAUGGUUUUAAUAAGGAUAAAAAUAAUAUAACAUUCUUUUUAAUAAAAUUUUUACUUUAUUUUUAUCAUCCUUAUAAAUUAAAAUAUGAAAAAGGAAAAAGUAAGAUAAUAAAGAACAUAAAUUAUACCAAUAAACAAAUAAAAGGAUGGAAAAAAAAAGGAACAACAAAAAGGGAAUACGGAGAAAUCCUUAACGAUGGUGAUUAUGUCUCAUUACUAAAAAGAAUAAGCAUAAAAAAUUCUAGAAAAAAAAGAAACAAAAAUAAAAAAGAGUUAUUAAAUCAGGAAAUACAAAAUUGGAGUGAUGCAAAUAUUUUAGAUCAUGUUAAUUAUAAAAAUAAAAUAGAAAAUAUAGAUAAUUAUAAUUAUAAUAGAUAUAUGAUUACCAAUUCUGAAUUAAGUUGUGAAGACAGUUAUUAUGAUAAAAAUAGGACAAAAAAAAAGAAUACAUAUAAUAGUAUUAAUAGUAAUGAUAAUUUAACAUGUAAUAUUACAAAUUGCGUAGAAGAUAUUUAUUUAAAAAAUCAAUCCGAAACGUUGUUAGAUAAAAAAAAAGAAUUUUAUAAUUUUAAUAAGAAAGGGAAAAAAAUAAAAAUAAAAUUAGAUAUACAUAAUAUAUGCUUAAAAAUACACCAACUGAAUAAAGAGAACAUAUUAACUUUAAAUGUGUAUGAUUUAAAUUAUUAUUUAUUUACUUGUCUAUACAAAUAUGAAUUUUUUUUCUAUAAUAAAAAUGAAUGUGUAAAAUUUUAUUUAAAUGAAAAAUUACAACAUAUGAAAUUUGAAGACUUAUAUAAAAAUAAUAAAAUGAACGAAUGUGUAAAAAAUUCAAUUAGUAAUAGAUAUACAGAAAAUGAAUGGUAUGAUUUAUCAUAUUCUAAUUCUACUAUAUCAAAUAAGGAUAAUAAUUAUUAUGAAACAUAUAGGGAUGACAAUAAUAAUAAGAAGAAGCCUAACUAUAUAAAAAUGAAUUUAACAUUUAAAAUUGGUUUAAGAACAUAUGAUAAUAUGUAUAAUAUUCAAGAUAAUAUAAUUAAUCCAACUACAAUUAAUUUUAAUAUAAAAGAAAAAUUUAAAUAUUUUCCUAUCCUACAUAUUCAUUUUUCUACAACGAGUAUAAAUAUAAAUAUAACCACAUCAUUUUUAUAUUUGUAUCAAUAUUUAUUUGCAAAUUUAAAUUUUAAAAAGGAAUUGAAUGAAGUUAAAAAUUCUAAAAUAGAAAUAUACAAUGAUCUACAUUCAGAAAUAAUUAUAUUUUAUAAAACAAGAACAAAAAAUAAUAACUAUGUAUGGAAAUUAGUUAUAAUAAAUAAAAAUGAAUAUCAUGAAUUCCCAUGUGAAUGUUUAUAUUUUUGUAUAAACAAAAAGAAAGAAAAAAAUACAAUAAAUUCUGAAUUUCAAGGUAUGAAUAAAAAUUCAGAAGAUUAUAUGAUAACUAAUGAAAAUGACUUAAAUAAUUUAUUUAAAAAUAUAUCUAAAAUAGGUUUCAAAAAGCAAAAUAUAUAUAAUUUAGUUUCUAAGCAUGAAAAACAUUUAUUGUAUGAUAAUACGCAAAGUGUUUAUGACAUUUUAUAUCAAUUUACUUAUAAAAUGCCAUUUCUGUAUAAAAAUUAUGAUAACGAUAACAAAAUUAUUAAUAUUAUUAAAAAAAAAUCAUCUUGGAUAUAUAUAGGAGUUCUUUAUACGGACGAUUUGUAUUCCCGUGCUUACAAAAUACCAAACGUUAAAUAUAAUCUUCUUGUCGAACCCGAAAUCGUUAGGAACAAAUGGUGCCUAUGCAUAGGAACGUGCAUUCAAAUUGAAAAUAACACGGGACUAUAUUUUCGAAUAUACAAAGAAGGAAAGACAAAUUACUUUUCUAGAGUAAAUUUCAAAUGGUAUAAACGAAAAAAAAAUAAAUCCAAUAGCAAUUAUUCCAUGUGGGAAAAAGAUACAAAGAAAGGUUCACAUGAAAGUUCUAAAUCAAGAAAUGAUAAUAUGAAAAUAAAAAGUUAUAACAGAAAUUUUAUAUCUUAUAUGGAUAAAAUAAAAAAAAUGAAAAAGACAAAAGAGAAGAAAAUAAAAGAUAAAGAUUAUAUAAAUAUUUUACCUUUUAGUAAAAGAGCUAUACCUAUAUUUUGGUUAUAUGAUUGUACAUUACCAUAUAUAAAAAUUCUAAGGAAAAAAGAUAAAAAACGUCAUAAGAAGAAUAUAAGAAAUAAUUAUAAUGAUGAAAGUUUAGAUAUAGAAGCUGUUCCAUUCAAUAUUUUAUAUAAACUUUUAAAUAAAUAUGCUUUAAAUAAUAAUAAUCUUUAUCAAAAAAAAUUGGAUAUUUCACCUUUUGAAUUAAUAUUUAAAAGUUUAAUCAUGUUUUAUUGUUAUGUAAAAGUAAAAGAUGUACCUACUCAACAUAUAAAAGAGACAUCAUAUAAUUAUUCAAUUGUUAUUGAACCAAUGGUAACAAUUAAAAAUAACCUACCAAACCCUAUAACUGUUAUAGUUCGAUUAAAAAAGGAUAAAAAUAUAUUUAAUUUGAGCAAAAAAAAAUAUGACAAUAAAGUUGAAGAUAAAAUUUUUUAUAAUAACAAUAAUAAUAAUUUUAAUAAUAAUGAUAAUAUUAAUAAUAAUAAUUAUUAUCAUUAUUAUUUUAAUCAUUAUAGUAAUUACGAAAUGAAUGAUGAUAUAACCAAAAUAUUGAAAAAACAAGAAAUGUUUGCUUUAGUCCCUCCUCAUCAUUAUUGGUCCCUACCUAUUUGUUCUCAAGCAUUUUAUAUGAAAAUUUUCUAUCAUGGUCUGCAAAUUGAAAAAAUGAAUUUUAUUUGUGAUUAUAUGAAUGAAUUAACAAAUUACUUUGAUUAUAAAAAUGUUAAGCUUCCAGAUAUCAAUGAACACCCCUUAUUUACGAGCAAAUUUACUAAUAGUAUUAAUAAGGAGCAAAAACAAAACAGAAAUAGGAAAAAUAAUUAUAUGAAUAGUAUGGAUAAUAAUGAAAAUAUACUAUAUCAGAAACAAUAUGAUAAAAACAUUUUAGAUGAAAUUAAAAAUGAUAACAACAAUGAUACAAAAGACAUAUACAGUAAUAAUGAUGUUGAUAAUGAAUAUUAUUAUAAUGAUCGCAAUAGAAAUAUUAAUUAUUGGGCAUACAAAAAUUCACUUGAGUCACAUAAAAAAAAUGACAGUGUAUACCUAUACGAUGAGAUUAUAAAACAAAUACAAAAAGAUGAGAUGUUGGAUAAAAAUAAUUUUAACCAUAAUAAAAAAAAUAAAUAUAAUAAUAAUUAUUCAUUCAAUAAUAAAUCCAAUUUUUUUAGAGUAAAUAGAAAAAAUUCAAAUAAUUAUAGUAACAAUGAUGAUAAUAAUAAUGAUGAUUAUGAUAGUGAUUAUUACCUUAGUUCGAAUAAGAAAAAAAAAAUGAUGGAUACAAAUAAUUUCUUAUAUGUUAGUGAAGGGUUUUUCCCUAUAUAUAUGCCAACAACUGAUACUAUCACAACUACAAAAAUUUUAAAUCAUAAAUAUGGGUUAAUAGGAAAUAUAUUUUCAUACGAAGAAUUAAAAUUUAUUUAUUUUGAAAAUAAGAUAAAUCAAAUGAAUAGAAAAGUGUAUGAUAAUUUAUAUAUUUUCAAAAGUAUUACUAUGUCCGCUGAUGUAUCUCGUAGAAAAAUUGAUUUUUAUUUUCCUUUCUUUUUUGAAAAUACAACAAAUGUAUGUCUAUAUGUUAACAAUAAAUUAUUACCUCCUAAUAGUCGUUUAUAUAUGACAGAAGAAGAAGCAAAGAAUGUGAAGAUAAAAUCAUAUAAGCAUGAUAAUAUGAAUAAUAAAAUAUUAUGUAGUAAUGUUAGUAGUAAAAUUGAUUGUACAAAAACGAAUAUGAUACGUCCUUUAAUAAAUUUAGUUUAUAGAAAAAUAAAUAGAAAACAAAAGGUAAGGUUUUGGGAAAAAUAUGAAGAACGAAAAAAGAAAAAUGUUAGAGAUAAUAAUCAUUCUAAUAAUUAUAGUGCAAAUGUUAAUGUGAUAUCCUUGAAAGAUGAAAAAAUGAAGAUGAUAAAUCUAAAUGGAUUUAAUGAUAAAAAGGAAGAGAUAGAAACAAUGCUUAAUGAAGAAAUUAAUAUUGAAGACAAACAUAGAACAAACGAAAAUAUAAAUUAUUUACAAACUUGUGUAGUUAAACAAAAUACACAAAAUGAAAAUCAUGAAAUAAUAGAUAAACUGAAUAAUUAUCAAAAUGGAAAAUUGGAAAAAAAAAUGAAUGACUCUAUCCUUUCAGUUAAUUUAAGUGAAUCUAUUGAUACUACAACAAAUAGGAAUUAUUCAUGUCAUGCUAAUUCUUCUAAAUAUACAGAACUGUUACUCAAUACAAGUGAAAAUAGUCAUAACAAAAUAGAUAAAGUUAAAAGCCAUAAAGCACAUAAAAAUGUUUUUAAAUAUCUCUUAAGAAAUGACAGGUUGUUAUUUAAAAGAAGAAGAAUGAAUAAAAACAAAAAUAAAAUAAAAAAAUAUAAAAACGCAAAUAAAAAAAAUAACAACGUAGAUGAUGAUUAUAAUAAUAAUAAUAAUAUUAGAAGGAGUGGAAGAAAAGGAUUGAGAGCUUUUGAUAAUAUAAAAAUAAUGAAGAAAUUUAGAUUAUUCAAUAAAACUAUACAAUCCAGCAAAUUAAAAGAACAAGAGGAUGAUCUGGAUCGUUUUGAUGAUACUGAAGGCGAAGAAAUAGAUGAUCAAGAAUCUGAAGAACAUUAUGAUGAAAAUAAUGAUGAGAAUGAUGUUUAUAAUGAUGACUAUAAUGAUGAAUAUAAUUAUGAUGAUAAUAACGAUGACUACCAUAAUGAUGUUCAUAUUCACAAUGAUAAGCCUCUCACACUAAAUCGAUCCAUUAAUAGUUCCCCACAUUAUGAACAUGAUGAAAAUGUAGUUACUCAAAAGAAGAAAGAAAAACCCCAAAAUGGUAGGACAAGAGAAAAAGGAAAAAUGAAAAAUUAUAUAUUUAAUAGAAAUUCAUACACUAAUAAAAAACGCGAUAAAAAAAAGAUUUCAUCUAACAAAAAGAAAGGGAUAUCCAAAAGAAAUUCUAAUCAAUUUUCUAAAAAAUUCAAUUAUGAUAUUAUGAAUAUUUAUAAUGAAGAUGUAAUAAAUGAUGUAGAGAAUGAUCAAGACACAUCAGAUGAACGUGGAGAAAUGGAAGCUUCAAAUAAAUCGAAAAAAAGUAAAUUAUUUAAAAAUAAUAGUAUUUUAAGUUUGAAUGUUAAUGAAAAAAGAAAAAAGAAAAUUACAAUUAAAAAUUCUACAAAAAGGAAGAGUAAUAAAAAUAUAAAAUAUGGUUUAAAGAUGAAAUUUUCAAUAAAUCCUUUUUUUAUUAAUACUACUGAGAAAAAGAAAAAAUAUAAUGAGGAAGAAGAGAAUAAUUAUGAUGAAAAUAAUAUGAAUAAUUCUGACAAUUUUAAUUCAUCUGAAAAAUUAACAGACAGUAGUAAUUCUAAACAAAGCGAAAAAGAUGGAAUCGAAUUUAUUAGUGCUAAUGAUGGUUAUAUGAUUGAAAAAAAAUUAAACAAAUUUGAUGAGAACGAGUUAAACACAAGCGAAAAUAUAAGAAACAUUGAGAAAAAUAAUUUUAUUACAAAUGAAGUAGACGAUAAAAUCGAGAAUGAAGAAGAUGCUGUUAAUGACAAAGAAGAAAAUUAUAAUGAACAUAAAAUAGAAAACGUACCAAAUGAAGAAAAAAAAGAAAUGCUAUAUAAAUAUAGUUCCGAAAAAAGGAGUAAAGAAACAAGAAAAAUAAAAAUAAAUAAAAAGGAUUCGAAUGAAGGAGAUUACUUAUCACUUGGUAUUUGUGUUAGAUAUGCAGAAGAACCAUUUAAUAAAUCUAAAAUUGUUACAUUUGUAAAUAGUUAUAUAUUUAUAAAUAGGUUACCAUUCGACAUCAAAAUAGUUACUGACUCUGUUAGAAAAAAAACGGAAACUUUUUUUAUAAGUCCGAAUAUUAAUAAAAUAGAAAUAAAUGAUACAUAUAAAAAUUUAUUUCAACUAGAAGGGAAAAAAUUGAAUGAAUAUAAAUCUAACAAUGUCUCAAUACAACCAUUAAUAGAAGAAAAUGAAGCAUUUUGUGAAAAACAAUUUAAUAAUAGUAAUAGUUUAAUAAGAAACGAAAAUAUUAGUAAUUAUGAAAAGAGUAUAAAUCAAAAUGGAGACGAAGUAUCAUGUAAAAUGAACACUAGCAAUAAUCAAAAUAAUAUUAUAAAUAAUAAUAAACAUAAAGAUAUAUAUAAUUUUGGUAAUGAUAAUUUUAAAAAUAAUAAUGAAAAUAUAAAUGACAUUUAUCUUAUUAAUAAUGAUUACAGUAUUAGUAAGACAAACAAAUUAAAUAACCAUAAUAAUAAUAAUAAUAAUAAUAAUAAUAUUAAUAUUAAUGGAAAUAUUGCAUAUGUAGAUAAAAAUGUAAGUGAUAAUAUAAAGAAAGACUCAUCAAAAUAUGAAUUAAAUGAAGAAUAUAAAGAUAAUAUAAAAAAUAAAGGGGAUGAAAAAGGAGUAAAAAACAAAUCUAAUGAAACGUAUAUAAGAAAAGGAGAAAUAGUAUCAUUUCAUUAUCAUCGUAAUAAUAUUAGAAUAAAAGAUAGUGAAGACAAAUAUAGCUCGUUACCAUUUUCAUUAAUACCUAAAAAUGUACCAUCAAAUUUUCAAAUAGAAUUAUUUAAUGUUAACAAAUCACAAAUUAAUAACACUAAAAAUUUAUUAGUAGAAAUAAAUAUAUGUAGUGGUAUUUUUGGUGAUAAACAACAAUUACCAUAUACAUAUAAUGGAUACUUUUAUAUUCUUAGUCUUCCAGUCAGACCACAAUUUGAAAUAAUCAAUGCUACUAAAUUUAUAAUUGCAUAUGCAACUGAUAUUAAUAAAUAUACGAAAAGAUAUAUUAAUAGUAGUAAUUAUAAUACUUAUUUAAAUAGAUAUAAUAAGGAUGGUGAUUAUUCAGUAAAAAUGAUUUAUCCUUAUAGCUCUAUUUAUUAUACAUUAAGACAUAAUAAUGAAAUAGAAUCAUCAAAAAUUGCUUUAAAAAUUGUAGGAGUACAAAAAAGUUCCUGGUGCAUAAAUACAAUAAACUCUUUUAUUGACAACGUUGUUACAUUACCAUAUAGAAUAUAUGGAGAUAAUUUAUCAUCACGUAAGAAUAAAGGAAAUGUGAAAAAUGAAAUAUUUAAAGGAAAUAUGUCUCAAAUGUCAUAUCAAAUGAAUGAUUCAUCUUCCGAUAAAUUAAGUUCUAAAAGUGAUUCAAUUAAUUAUGAUAAUAUGGAACGUUAUAUAAACGAUGAGGAAGAGAACGAUAAUUUAUUCCUUGGUCAUAAUUUAAUAAAUAAAAAGUUAUAUUCCUUUUUAAUUAUAAGAGAUAAUGGUAGUAGAGCUAUUGUGAUUACGGAAAAAUAUAAUUUGGCUAGAAAAAUUGUUAGAACCAAAAAUUUUAGUAAAAUUCAUAAAUUGAUAGCAUUAAAUAGCAGGAAAAAAAUAUUAUUAUCACAAAAAAAUAAUAAUAAGAAAUAUAUAUUAAAUAAUAAUAUGAAAAAUUUUAUUUAUUUUAAUUUUCCAAAUGUACCAAUAAUAUAUAAAUUUAAUAUACCUAGAAUUACCUUUACAUGGAUACAUAGACAAGAUGUUAUUAUAGCUAUCCAUUUAACUAAAUUAAAAUAUAAUGGACAUAUAUAUCCUAAAGAAAUUGUAAAUAACGAUAUUACAGAAAUGUUUACACCUAUAAAUAUCUUAAAGAAAAAAGAAUUAAACGAAUAUGUACAAUUUGUUUUCUUAAACAGUUAUAUUAAUUCCAUAUUUCUAAUUGAACAAAUCCAUAUAGAUCAUUUUGUAAAAGGUGAUAUUCCUGUUAUUUUGAAGAGUACUAAUAUUGAAGAAGAUGAGAAAGAAAAUAUCUUUUUAUAUAUACAUAUAAAACAAUAUUGUGUUGAUUCAUUAAAACAAGCACCAAUAUAUCAAAGCAUAACCAUAAAAAUAUCUCCCUUAAAUGCUAAUAUUGAACUAUUAGUAAUUGAACAAUUAAUUGAAAUAAUAGAAAAAGAAAAACAAUUAUUAUUAUUAUAUGAAAAAAACGAUAAAUCUUUACCUCCACUCGUAAGCACAUCUAAAACAGCUAAAAGUGCAAUAAAUACAACAUUGAAAAUUUAUUCAGAUAGGAACUUUUUACAAAUGCUAUAUAUGGAUGAAUAUAUAAAACAUAAAAUGGGAUACGACGUUUCCGAACAAACAAAUAUAGGAAUUGAAAAUAAUAGAUUAAUAAAUGAUGUAAAUAUAAUUGAUAACACAAGUUAUAAAAUGAUAGGUCAUAAAAAAAAAGUUGAUAAUAUAUAUAACGAUAUUAAUAAUGUAAACAUCAAACCUAAUGCAUAUUCUUAUUAUUUUAACUCGUCCAAAGCUAGAAUGUUAAAAAAUAAUAAAAUUAUUAAUAUUAAUAAUAUAUUCCCUAAUAUAUAUUCAGAUGAUAGUACUAAAAGUUCUAAUUCUAGUAAAUCUAGUCAUAAAAAUAAACAAUAUAUUUUAGAAAAGAAAAUAUGUAAAUUAUUAUUGGGUUAUUAUAAAUAUAAGAAAAUACAUAAUUUAAUUAAUAAUACAUUUUAUAAUAUAAAUAAUAUAAAUGAUGAAUUAUUAUUACCAAUAAAAAUUCAAUAUUUUAAAAACAAACAAAUUUUUAUGAAUGCAUUUUCCUCUCAUUUAUUUUUACAUCCAAAUCCAAGAUGGAUAGAUAAUAAAAGUAAACCUGUUUAUAUAAGAGAAUUUAAAAUUUAUCCAAUAGAAAUAAUUGCAUCUAUAAGAACAUCAGAACAUCGAAUUUCUAGAAGAGUCUUACAUAUAGUUGAUGCAUUGCCAUUGGAUACGCCUUCUAUGCGUAUACGUUUAAUAUCACAAAAAAGAAAUUAUAUUGUUUGCACAUGGGAUGGAUUAUUUCAGUCAUUACGAAUAUCUUAUUUUAGACAAUUAUUAAGACAAUCUUUACCAAGUGCAUGGUUAUCUAAUCCAUUUGCUAUUAUAAAAGGUUUUAUAAAAGGCUUAUGUGCAUUAUAUAAAGAAUCCGUUAGAGGCGUUAAAACAAGUUCCAACUUUUUUGAUGGUUUUAUGUCAGGUUUUAAGUGUGGAAUUAUUAUAUUAGUUGUUAAUACUGUUGGUGGGUUAUUUCAAUCAUUGAGUCAUAUGUUAAAUGUAUGUCACAAAUUAAUGGGUGGUUCAAGACCUAGACCACCAAGUAUUUUAGAUUCAAUCAUUUUAGGAUUAGAUGGAUUAAUUUUAGAUACAUUCUAUAGACCUUGGGUUUCUUUGGUAACACAACCUAUCAUAUCUAUUAAUAAGGGAAAUAGUACUUUUAAAACUACUUGCAUAAUUAUUGGUUGUAUUCUUCGAUGUAUCUUUUCACCUGUUUUUGGAUUAUUAAACUUUUCCGCAUCUAUAACCGAAGGUUUCGCUAAUACUUUAAUAGGAGACUUUGAGAGAUUCUCUAGAGUUCAAGAGAGAGCUGAGUUUGAGACAGAAAAGAUUCAUAAAUCCAAUGCGACAUUUAAAAAGAGCAAAACAUUAAAAAAAGUAGGAAAAAAAAAGGUUUAA
This is a messenger RNA of Plasmodium gaboni, 27723 nucleotides long. RefSeq lists its product as hypothetical. The record is from RefSeq and is a predicted model, not a curated record. Lineage: Eukaryota; Apicomplexa; Aconoidasida; Haemosporida; Plasmodiidae. The transcript has 4 exons. The coding region runs from base 1 to 27723 and encodes 9240 amino acids.